CUUCACCGCAACCACUAUGCUUAUGGCCACCUUUAUCAUCCUCUACGGUCUGUCUUAUCUCGAACUCGUUAUACGAGCCUGUAAAGUCGAGACAAUAUCACACUGCGACAAACCCUCGGUAUAAAUAUCGAGUCGAACCUUCAGGACACGUUGAAGAGACACUAGAAUUAAGAGCGGGUCGUAGCCGAUGACUAGAUUGUUGCACCUGUCAACGAUAAUUUAUGGCAUCAGCUCCCCCGAAACUCUGAAUAAAUGUUGACCAGAACGAAUCAAAAACGAUAUUAUGUGCGGCGUUUGCGAAUAGCCCCACCCAUUCCGAAGGAUGCGUUACCUACACGUUUACAUAUUCAAAUUCUGGUUGAAGGUUUUCGAAGACGGACAUCGUACAUCGACCUCCUGAUGGCGACUCUUGAUGACCUUAAGUCGUCAACACCGAUGGGGGACUGGCUUUCCAUCGUUUAACGCACUUAGCAACGCCUCCGAGGCCUCUCCAUGGGGCUUACAUGCACUCCACGGUCCUGUACGGGUGUGUAUUUUGACUCAACGAUACAAUCCUAAAUGGACUCCUGCCAGGAGGGCCGGAGGGAGUGAUAUUGCAAAAAGACUGCUUUCCGCCUGACUCCCCCAAAGCGCGAAAGACUUCGGAAGGAGAAAUUUGAUGGACGGGAUUGGAGGUAGUAACGACGGUUGCUCUUCUUCCCUACAUGACAAGCGAUAUCGAAAGUGUUACAGGAGGUCUUCUCGACGCUUUCCUCAAAGCGUUAACCGUGUUAUCUCAAACCUGGUGACGAACCCGCACUCUCGCACCUCGUGUUUUCAACUUUUGGACAGGAUGCCUCGGUUUCUGGUGUUACCCAUCCGUUUACACCGCCUUUUGAGGGUAGUGAGGAGGGUCAACGAAUCCAAGUUGGAGAAGAAGCAGCCGAAAACGCGACUCACGGAACGGUCGGAACUCAAGAAGGAGAAAGCUUUUCACCUUUGUGCUUCGAGGUGUAGUUCGAAGGCGGAAGUGAAUUAGGUGGUGCGGUCAAAAGGGUUGUACAUGAUGCUCUUGUUCUAGCAGCGGUUGCACCUUUCAAUAACCAAGUCCAUCACUUCCUCCAAUACCUAGUGGCCCCCUAUCUUGCCUCAAAUGCUGCAGAGUUAUCCGGAACAGUCGAUGUGCACGUCUUCAGUUUGUCGAACGAACGAAUCCGAGGAAUCUCAGCUCAUACGGAAAAACGCCAAGUCGUUCUCAACCUCGGCCAACCAAGCCUUCCGCUUGUGCGUAGGCGGCUGAUCUAGCUGCCGUAUAUAGUUAACCACCUCCAGAAACAACUGUUUCUUUCAUCCAUGAGUGGCGGCGUACGAGUGUGGACGGAAUUUUUGUGUUCUGGUUGGUGCCUACUCUGAAGGGUGCGCCGAGCGGGGUUUCUUAGGAGUGUGCUUCGGGUUCCGUUAGAACACGAGAUGAAGAGAGUCUUCUGUCGGCGGGUGAAAGGAUGCAAUAUGGCUCUGUGGUGUGUGAUCUACCGCGGUUGCGAAGAGUACCCCCCAUGGUGAAGGUUUGUUAGCAGACGUUAUCCGUACUUAGCACAAGACGGUCAAAGAUGUGGAAUAUUAGAUAUGGACUGUUAUGUCAAUUUUUAGUUUUCUCGUAGACAUGUUCCUCUCGUUAUUUUUUCUUACAAAUAUUCGGGUGACACAUGUUGUGACACCUCCCUCUUUCCUCUCUUCCCUUCACGUUGUCGACUUUGCCUCCGCGUCAAACAGAGAACCAUGCAAGCUGACCAGCCGGCCGUCGAAAUCAAUAGCCUCACCUUCAAACACAACACCCUAUUCACCGCUCCACCCGAGGACUACUACGAAUUUCCAGGACUGCGAGAUGUCAAUUUCUCGCUACCACGAGGUUCAGUAACGUUAUUGAUCGGCGGAAAUGGAGCUGGGAAGAGCACCCUGUUGUAUAUCCUUGCUGGGAAGAGAAUGAUCCAGGAAGGAGAGGUUAAGGCGUUUGGAAGGGAUGUUUUUAGGAGUUUUGCAGAUAAUGUUGUAUAUCUCGGCACUGAAUGGGCAAUGAGAGCUGGUGUUCGAGGCGACAUUGUAGUUUCGGAUUUCCUGGAUAGCGUUGGAGGUUAUAGAUUCAAGGAACGUAGAGAUCGUUUACUUGAUAUUCUUGACAUUAACCUGGACUGGCACAUGCACGCGAUCUCUGACGGAGAGAGACGGAGAGUUCAACUCUGCAUGGGCUUGAUGGGCAAUUGGGACAUUCUUCUACUCGACGAGGUCACUGUUGAUCUCGACGUGCUCACCAGAUUCUCGCUACUUAAAUUCUUGAAACAAGAGGCAAAUGAACGUAAAGCCACCAUCAUCUAUGCCACACACAUCUUCGAAGGUCAUUUCAUUCACUUCCUCGAACCUUCCUACUCAUACCCGAAACUUAGGAAUUGACGACUUUCCGACCCACAUAGCUCACAUGCGGGAUGGCACUUUUGUCACCAAUCCAACGUCUUGGCCAAUCCCUAAUAGCAACUCGAAGAGUUUGCAUGCCAUUGCGCUCGAGUGGAUUGGCAAUGACAGAAAGACGCGUGAUCGUGAAGAAAAGGAAGGGAAGCGGAAGAAGGUUCGGGGUGCCAGGUUUCAGAUUACCCCCACGGACUCGGAAACGUUUUACAGAAAGUACGACUACGGCCGCCAGACGAACCACUAUACGUGAGGUGCUUUCGACACCGCGCCUCUGGUCCUGUCGACUUAUUAAUCGGACUCAACUCCUUGUAUCGAUAUUCAACUAUACCCCCACCCGCAAGUGUAUUUCAACAGACAUAUUCAUCUUUCUAUUGCAUUCAACAGCAACUAUGGAACAUCCAGUGUAUACACUCACGCACUCGCAUUGUAAUACAAAACAACUCCGUUUCUUCUUCUUUCCCCAU
Molecule: messenger RNA, 2906 nt
Organism: Marasmius oreades (fairy-ring Marasmius)
Lineage: Eukaryota; Fungi; Basidiomycota; Agaricomycetes; Agaricales; Marasmiaceae
Exons: 13
Coding region: 1759-2427 (222 amino acids)
Molecular function (GO): ATP hydrolysis activity; ATP binding
Source: RefSeq, a predicted model, not a curated record